Messenger RNA from Aspergillus clavatus NRRL 1, 720 nucleotides. RefSeq names its product putative GPI anchored protein. The coding region runs from base 1 to 720 and encodes 239 amino acids. The record is from RefSeq and is a predicted model, not a curated record. NCBI's taxonomy places the organism in Eukaryota, Fungi, Ascomycota, Eurotiomycetes, Eurotiales, Aspergillaceae. The transcript has 2 exons.
AUGAAGUUCUCUCCUGUCUACCUCCUCUCUCUGGCACCACUUGCCGCCGCCCAUUUCAAGCUCGAAUACCCCGCAAGCCGUGGCAGAAAUGAGGACACAAUGGCCAACUACCCAUGUGGUGGCAUGGCUCAAUCCUCGAAUCGGACUCAGAUUCCCCUCUCCGGCUCCUUCCCUGUGGCUGUGACCUUGGGCCACGCCCAGACCGCCUUGGAGGUUCUGCUGGCUCUGGGAAGCAACCCGGGCGACAACUUCAACAUCACCCUCCACCAGACCUUCCGCGUUGAAGGUCUGGGUGCCUUCUGUCUCCCCGACAUCGUCUUUGACGAGUCUGUGCUGGGCGUCAACAUCACCGAUGGCAUGAACGCGACUCUGCAGGUGCAGAGCAACGGUGACCCCACCGGUGGUCUCUACGCUUGCGCGGAUAUCCAAUUCUCCUCGUCCGCAAAGGUUGAUGAGGCCUCGUGCAAGAACAACACCGGCAUCAACGCUGUCGCGUUCGCCGGCGAUGCCGCCAAGCGCAAUGCCAAUGAAUCCACCUCUGACGGCCAAGCACAGGGCAGCUCCGGCUCCAACUCUGACUCCCACUCCCACUCCGGCUCUAACUCUGCUACACAGACCCAGGGCACUGCUGCCUCUUCGACUGGCGGUGCUGUGGCCCUUCAGACUGCUGCUUGGGGAGUCUUCGGCGCUGCCGUUGUCGGCGGUCUUGCCGUUCUGUAG